Molecule: messenger RNA, 420 nt
Organism: Camellia sinensis
Lineage: Eukaryota; Viridiplantae; Streptophyta; Magnoliopsida; Ericales; Theaceae
Source: RefSeq, a predicted model, not a curated record
UUGCAAAUUUUCAAUGACAGUCCACUGUGAAAUAACUAUCGUUCUAAGGAUCAUUUAUUGCUUGUAGGGACAUUGUUGUUUCCAUGAAUCUUCAUGGACGGGCAUGUGAAGUUGGCACCCGGCGUGACAUGCGCACGCUCAAACCAGGGUCGUGGCUAUCCGACACUCCAAUCAACUUGGUGGUGGUGCAAUUGACUAAUCGACAGAGGGAUUUACACAAUGACAGGAGGCACACUGAUUGGUUCUUUCCUGUAUAUCUGUCGACUAUGAUUCUAAAUAAAGAUAUGCAACCUCUGCACCAUGAACAUAUCGUCACAUCAUUUUUCGGACAUGACAGAUACACUGGUGCGAUUGAUGCAUGCCAGAGGAGGAGUGCAUUGGUUGUGCGUUAAAAUUGAUAUGGUGGACCGUGUAGCCUAC